Mercenaria mercenaria is the source of this 999-nucleotide messenger RNA. RefSeq lists its product as uncharacterized. Gene Ontology annotation, cellular component: mannan polymerase complex. Gene Ontology annotation, biological process: protein N-linked glycosylation; cell wall mannoprotein biosynthetic process. The coding region runs from base 1 to 999 and encodes 332 amino acids. NCBI's taxonomy places the organism in Eukaryota, Metazoa, Mollusca, Bivalvia, Venerida, Veneridae. Gene Ontology annotation, molecular function: alpha-1,6-mannosyltransferase activity. The record is from RefSeq and is a predicted model, not a curated record. The transcript has a single exon.
AUGGACUCUCCGCGUAAACACAUUCAAGAACUUGUGUCAAAUGGAGGCGCGAAAAGAAGAAAUAGUGAUAGCAGGGGGUCAAUUAAUAACCCGUUAAAUUUUAUACCAGAUAUUCCGCAUGUUGAUACACAUAUGGUACCGUAUUUAAAUGAUGAUAUAAACAAGCAGUACCUAGCGCUACCUGAAACAAACUACACUCAGAGUGUUAUGAUUUUAACGCCAAUAAGAAAUGCUGAAAAGUCUUUGGAAAUAUUUCAAACCCAGAUUAUGAAUUUGAGUUAUCCACACAAUCUGAUGUCUGCGUUUUUCGGAGAAUCUGGUAGCAAUGACAAAACAUUUGAAAAAGCACUAAAUAUAUCACAAGAUUUGAAAUUAUUUGGUAGUUUUAGGGAUUCUAGAGUUAUACAUUUAAAAUUGUCGGGUAGAAUUCAUGGGUCAGAUGACUUCAGGUAUAAGGUAGACUAUCAAAAAUACAAACGCUUUCAUUUAGCAGCGGUCAGAAAUCGCCUUGUACGCUAUGCUCUUCAGCAUUCUGUUUUCGAUCACGUUUUAUGGAUUGACAGUGACGUUGAGCAGUUUCCAGUUGACUUGGUGCAGCAAAUGUUGUUUGCGAAAUCAGAUGUCGUUGUCGCUUCAUGUCUAAGGAAGAAUCAUGAAUAUAAAGUUAUUAAUGACUGUAAUUCUUGGAAAGAAACUAGACGUUCAUUAAAACAUCAGUCUAAAAUGCCAGCAGAUGCGCCUGUUUCAAAGUGUUACGGUGGAAGCGAAAGAAUAUUACUACCAUAUCUUAAAAGUGAUGGUCGUGUAGUCAAACUAGAUGGCGUUGGUGGAUGUGCGCUAAUGGUAAAAGCCGAUUGUUUCCGAAGUGGUCUUCUAUUUCCUGAAGUGGUCUACAAGCGCCAUAUUGAAACAGAGGGACUGGCUAAAAUGGCCCUUGAUAUGGGAUAUAGUGUUGUCGGUCUUCCUUUUGUUGAAGUUUUUCAUCAUAAUUCUAAUUAG